Lithohypha guttulata is the source of this 2220-nucleotide messenger RNA. RefSeq lists its product as uncharacterized. The coding region runs from base 1 to 2220 and encodes 739 amino acids. Gene Ontology annotation, molecular function: RNA polymerase II cis-regulatory region sequence-specific DNA binding; zinc ion binding; DNA-binding transcription factor activity, RNA polymerase II-specific. The transcript has 4 exons. The record is from RefSeq and is a predicted model, not a curated record. Lineage: Eukaryota; Fungi; Ascomycota; Eurotiomycetes; Chaetothyriales; Trichomeriaceae. Gene Ontology annotation, biological process: positive regulation of transcription from RNA polymerase II promoter by galactose; DNA-templated transcription. Gene Ontology annotation, cellular component: nucleus.
AUGUUCCAUAUAUGGGAGUCUCAAGGGCAGGGAGCCGUACCUGUCAACAACGAUGGUGGCAAGCGGAGAAUAAGCACCAUAAGGGCGUGCGAGCCGGUAAAGCAUUCCUCCCCAAUCGAUGAGUCAAGCUCUGAUGUUUUUAGUGCCGAAAACGAAAGACGCGCUGUAACGGAGAACUUCCUUGCUCUAAUUGUACCUGGUACCAACGUUCAACUGGUUGUCAUUACACUCAACCCAGACAGCGCCACAGUAUGCCUCAAAGAAGAUGAGACCUUGAAAGACUAUCGAAAAAUCUUUCAAAGUCUGUUCCCAACAAUCAAAAAUUUAGAGCAGCUUAAGGGAUUAGAUCGGGAGUCGCUGAUCGAACUCGUGGCUAAAACGAGCCCAAGAGCUGUUCUCAGCCCGCCUUCUCCCGUUACGCCUAGAUCGGAGGAAAGGCCUUUGACCCAUCCAGAUGCUGCACAUCUUGAGCAUUUCCAGCCCAUGCCUGAGGAGAAUACUGACACAACCUCGAGAACAGGUCUGAUAGGAAUCACUGACGACGUGAACGCUCUUUCCCUGACCGUGAAGAGGUCCACCUCAUAUCUAGGUAUUUCUUCUGUCACAGCUGCACUUCGAGUUAUCCUUUGGCUAGACCCUGAAGCUCAAUCCUUUUUCAUCAAAACCCCAGAUAGAAGUCAUGCGCCGAGUCGUGAGGCUUCUUCUCCUCCAGAAAACAUUGGAGGAAUUGGAGUCCCUGGGACGUCUUCACCUUGGAGUGAAGUUCCCUUAAUCAAUGCUUACUUCAGCUAUGUUCAUCCGAUUGCUCCACUAUUGGACGAACAAGAAUUUCGCGACACUUACAUAGCACAGUCAAGAGACGAUAUUCGAUGGUCAUUGUUGCUUAACACGGUGCUAGCUCUCGGAAGCAUGGCUAAUACCUCACAUUGCGAUGAGCAUGGUCAUCGGAUCUAUUGGCAAAGAGCCAAACAAAAUUUAAGCAUCGAAAUGUUGGGAUCUGCACAUAUCGAGACAGUACAAGCUCUGGUUCUGCUGAGCGGGCUCUAUCUUCAUUACAUUCAGGAGCCGAACCUGGCCAAUUCGCUCAUGGGAGCGGCGUUCCGAUUAGCCAUAUCACUGGGCUUGCAUCGCGACUAUUCUGAGGGCGUCGAUCCGGCAAAGCGCGACAAACAUGGCAAGUCGAUCGAGCUCAGAAGACGAAUAUGGUGGUCGAUGUUCGUGAUCGACUCAUGGGUCGGCUAUGGUCUGGGAAUGCAUCGGCUAUCUCAGCAGUUGUUGACCCUCAUCCAAGAGAACAUACAGUUCUGCCAACUGAGCACUCGCAUGGAGGAUGCCCUUGCUCAAUCACCAAUGAUACCAGAGGCAGAGAGGAGAGCACUGGAUAAUUCUUUUCUACACUGGUAUAAUACAUCAUCAGCACAAAACAAUACUCCCCGGGCUCAACCUGGAGAACCGCAUGGAAUUUCAGUGGUCAAGAACAUCAUGAGGUGGCGGUACGUACUCUGUAGGAUCAUCCUCCACCGACCGGUUUUGCUGUGGGCAGCAAUGCGCAAAACGCCCUUCACGCAACUACUCGAAGAGAAGAGAUAUGCCGUCGAGAUUUGCCGAGAAAUGACUUUCGAGCUUAUCAACGACAUUGCAACGACCUGGCGAGUAUCAAGACCGUGUUCAAUGGCUGGUUGGAAUGCUACGUGGCUUUUGUACCAAGCGCUGAUGGUGCCGCUAUUGCACCUUUUUGCAGACAGAUCCAACGAAGCAUGGAACCAGAAGAACCAAAACAUGAUUGAGGUUGGGUUAGCAGUCUUUGUCGAUUUACGAUCGUGGUCACAAACAGCGGGUCGAUCAGCCGAGGUCGUUGAUAGGAUCUAUCGAGCAUGUCGAAGACAUGAGCUGAUCGAAACCAAAAUCAAAGGUUCGGAAAACAUAAGUCAGCAAUCGCAAAUGAGUGGGCCUCUCGACUUCACCUUGAAUGACUCUCCGACCCAAGAGGUCUAUAUGAAUAACGUUUUCGACUCUUUAAAUUGGAGCGAUAAUUGGGUCGACGAAAGCUUCCCGUAUACUCAAGCAGCUCUACGGUUUGAUCAAGGUCAGGAAGAAUUGAAUAGCUCGUGCGAGCCCUUCAUGACGGGAUUCCAAUACGACGACCCAAUAUCGAUACUAGACAUACAGACUGAUAGCCAGAGCUUCUCGAACCAAUUGUAUCAGCCUGGUUCCUUCUGA